UCACAAGUUGAGCUCUGAUUGGACAAUCCCCAACACCCUCCCCCCCCCGUGCAUUGUCUCCAUCUGUGCCCUUUACAACAGCAGCUUCCUGCAUCUCUCCGCUGGUUCGUUUCACUGCACAAUCCACAACCUGUCACCAUGACGCAUGCAUAUCCUUUCCUGAGCACCGAGCAGAAGAAGGAGCUGAGUGACAUCGCUCAGAGGAUCGUAGCUGCUGGUAAAGGCAUCCUGGCAGCUGAUGAAUCCACAGGCAGCGUGGCCAAGCGCUUUCAGAGCAUCAACGCUGAGAACACAGAGGAGAACAGGAGGCUUUACCGUCAGCUUCUCUUCACUGCCGACGACCGCGUCGGCCCCUGCAUCGGCGGUGUCAUCUUCUUCCACGAGACCCUCUAUCAAAAGACGGACGAUGGCAAGCUCUUCCCCCAGCUGGUGAAAGAGAAGGGCAUGGUGGUGGGCAUCAAGGUGGACAAGGGUGUGGUUCCCCUCGCUGGCACCAACGGAGAGACCACCACUCAAGGUCUGGAUGGGCUGUACGAGCGCUGUGCUGAGUACAAGAAGGACGGCGCUGACUUUGCCAAGUGGCGAUGUGUGUUAAAGAUCACCCCCACGACCCCGUCCCAGCUAGCCAUCAUGGAGAACGCAAACGUGCUGGCCCGCUAUGCCAGCAUCUGCCAGAUGCAUGGGAUCGUGCCCAUCGUGGAGCCAGAGAUUCUUCCGGACGGUGACCACGACCUGCAGCGCUGCCAGUAUGUGACAGAGAAGGUGUUGGCAGCUGUCUACAAAGCACUGUCUGACCACCACGUCUAUCUGGAGGGAACGCUGCUCAAACCCAACAUGGUGACCGCCGGCCACUCCUGCCCUAAAAAGUACAAUCCUCACGAGAUCGCCAUGGCAACUGUGACUGCACUGCGACGCACUGUGCCCCCCGCAGUGCCAGGUGUGACCUUCCUGUCAGGUGGUCAGAGCGAGGCUGAGGCCACCAUCAACCUGAAUGCCAUCAACCAGUGCGCCCUGCACAGACCUUGGGCCCUCACCUUUUCUUUUGGCCGGGCCCUGCAGGCCUCUGCACUGAAGGCCUGGGGAGGCAAGAAAGAGAACGGCAAGGCCUGCCAGGAGGAGUACAUCAAGAGAGCCCUGAAUAAUAGCAAGGCCUCUCUCGGGAAGUUUGAAUCUUCUGGAGAGAAGGGAGCAGCUCAGGAGUCUCUGUUUGUGGCCGACCACGCCUACUGAAGUGAGCCAGGCACAUUGCCAUUCUACCCAGUCACUCCACUGGUUUCUCCCACAUUCUCAGUCACACAGAACCAAUUAACCUUCAGUAUCACGCCAUUAGGGAUGCGAGCCCAAUGAGUUCUAGGAUAGAAAACCAUUAGACUACACUGCCCAUAUGCCCAGUAAAUAUCAUCCCUUAAGUUUUACCUUGCACUUGUAACGUCGGUGUUGGGCCUACAUCCUAAUCACCACCCUCACAAACCAAACCUUGAGGUGUGACCUUGUUAAGUGGCCUCUUCCUGCUUCCCUGCUUGCCAGGGGAGAGGCAACUACAUAGAAUACAUCUAGAAAGUAUCACACCAACAAUUGUAUGGCACUUGUCUGCCGUUCAGCCCCUUAGCAUCUCAUCAGUUGAGUCAGGAUUUGGGCCGGAGGCUAGAGACCAGGACUAGGCCCUUCUGUAAUGCUUGAUUUAGUGUGAGGUGUCACUGUAUUUUCUGUUUAUGCAUUUCAACCCCACAGAGACAGAAUAUUUUUUCCUGUUGAAAUUAAAAUAUUCCAUAACUACCGG
Molecule: messenger RNA, 1780 nt
Organism: Gasterosteus aculeatus aculeatus (three-spined stickleback)
Lineage: Eukaryota; Metazoa; Chordata; Actinopteri; Perciformes; Gasterosteidae
Product: fructose-bisphosphate aldolase A
Biological process (GO): glycolytic process
Molecular function (GO): fructose-bisphosphate aldolase activity
Source: RefSeq, a predicted model, not a curated record